Molecule: messenger RNA, 1608 nt
Organism: Trichogramma pretiosum
Lineage: Eukaryota; Metazoa; Arthropoda; Insecta; Hymenoptera; Trichogrammatidae
Exons: 10
Coding region: 259-1608 (449 amino acids)
Source: RefSeq, a predicted model, not a curated record
UCGCUCAAAGCGCCAUCUUUCACCAUAAUGUUUUCACCAAUGACCAACCCUAUCCGUAAAUAAGUGUAUUAAUCUAUAAUAAAAUAUUGCACUUAAUGCAAAAGUUACAGCUGAUGCCUAGCCUAAAAGCCACGUACGCUGUACUCUGCAAAAAUGAGACAGCAUCCAGAGUAGCAGAAGCACGAGAGGGAUGUACAACCCCACGCGUCACUGCCUUCUAAUUAAAACUUCUACUUAUUCUUGUUUAAAUUAUUCAUUAUGGAUGAUCAGAACAGCUCAAAAUCUUUUUUAAAGAAAACAAGUGAUUCUCUGGUUCACGAGACAUCAGAAGAAAACUUGAAUCUAAUGGAUUCACCAAAUACAAUAGUAGAGGUGCAACCUACCUAUUUGUUUACAAACCUUGAUUUAGUUGGGAGCACUGUACCAGAAAGUACCAGUGAUUCUGAAACAAUUGGAAUCGCACAUCAUACCACUACAAAUCCUGUCAUGGAUAGGGGCAGUUUCCCAGAAAAUGCUUGUGCAGCGGGGCCGUCAAGACUUGCAGAAGAGAUCACUGAUUAUUUAUGUAAUAAAGGAAAUGUUAUAGAUUUAUCAACUAUUACUAGUGCGAGAUCUGGAAGACAAAAUUCUUCUACUCAAACAUCUGUUGACCUACCAUUGGAAUGGUCCUUGAGUGAUAGUAGUUCAGAUGAAGAAAAUAAUAUAAAUAGCUCAGAAGUCAAGAUUGAAACAAGUCCUGAGGCACAGACUACCCAAAACGCAGAAGUACAAAAUGUGUCUUCUAUGAACCUGCUGAGUUUCAUUGAUGAUCCAAAUGCUUCUAAUUACUCUCACUUAAAUGAAUCUGCUCUUGGUCUCACAGUCAAUAGACAAGGACAUACUGAUAGAAGUAGUAAUCGGUCCAAUGCACAGCAAUCAACAAGACCAAGACAUUCAGCAAAUUUUUUAGAAGGUCCACGAUUCUAUCGUAUGAAUCCUGUUAUGGAAAGAUUAUGGUUAAAUCAACAACGUACACAAGAAACAAAUAGGUCACAUAUGAGAAGAAAUCUUAUAGCCUUACAUAGAAGACAGCGCAGGAACGCUGAACAAACACAUUUGCCAAUAUCAAAUAAUUCAUCACAAGAGCGUCGUCGAAUAUUAUCUUCAUUUGAGAUACCUGCAAACCGAGAAGAAUUGCUUCAUUCAAGUUCUAGUAGACAUGGAGAGCAAACACAGCAGCAAAGUGAAUCAUCAGGACUAUUACUUUCUGAUUAUACCGAGCUCCCAAUUUCCCGAUUUCUUUCCGAUUAUCAUUCAAGAUUUCAAAAUUUUUCACAAAUUACUGAUAUCAUGUGUUCCAUGUUUUAUAAAGGAGCAACAAAAGAAAGUAUUGAAAAAAAUACAUUCCCAUAUGAAUAUAAAAGGUUGACGCCACACAAAAACGAAAAAGAAAAAAAUGAAAUAGAAAAAUGUACAAUCUGCCUGAGUGAAUAUGAAGAAAAUGAAAAUGUCCGCGUCAUCGGAAACUUCGACGCUCAUUGCAUGAACACUACAAUUAUCCUCGACAACUUGUAUAUAAUGCCCGGCAAUGAUACAAAAGUUGUUAUUGAUACAGCUAACACGGUGUGA